Messenger RNA from Nycticebus coucang (slow loris), 652 nucleotides. RefSeq names its product Golgi apparatus membrane protein TVP23 homolog B-like. Gene Ontology annotation, biological process: vesicle-mediated transport; protein secretion. The record is from RefSeq and is a predicted model, not a curated record. Lineage: Eukaryota; Metazoa; Chordata; Mammalia; Primates; Lorisidae. Gene Ontology annotation, cellular component: Golgi membrane. The transcript has a single exon. Bases 53 to 541 code for a protein of 162 amino acids.
CGCGGCUGUCACACUGACGUGGUUCCCGGAAGUGGGCUGGCGCAGGGCCGCCAUGUUGCAGCAGGACAGUAAUGAUGACACUGAAGAUGUUUCACUGUUUGAUGCAGAAGAGGAGACAACUAACAGACCAAAAAAAUCCAAAACCAGACAUCCAGUGGCAUCAUUUUUCCACUUGUUCUUUUGCGUCAGUGCCAUCAUUGUCUAUCUUUUCUGUGAACUGCUCAGCAGCAGCUUUAUUGCCUGUAUGGUAACAAUUAUCUUGCUGUUGUCUUGUGACUUUUGGGCAGUGAAGAACGUCACAGGUAGACUAAUGGUUGGCCUUCGUUGGUGGAAUCAUAUUGAUGAAGAUGGAAAGAGCCAUUGGGUGUUUGAGUCCAGGAUCGAAUCUUCUCAAGAGAAUAAAACUGCUUCAGAGGCUGAAUCAAGAAUCUUUUGGUUAGGACUUAUUGCCUGUCCAGUGCUGUGGGUGAUAUUUGCCUUUAGUGCCCUCUUCUCCUUCAGAGUAAAGUGGUUGAACACUGGAGAUGGUCAGACUCCCUGAAUAAAGAGUGAAAGCUUAUAAAUUUUGUUACAUUGGGGAACAACCGAAGAGAUUCUUGACUUUGAACCUCUUAGAACUCAGUCCAUAUUGCAACCAGGAGUGUGGGGUUUG